Molecule: messenger RNA, 2378 nt
Organism: Chelonoidis abingdonii (Abingdon island giant tortoise)
Lineage: Eukaryota; Metazoa; Chordata; Testudines; Testudinidae
Source: RefSeq, a predicted model, not a curated record
GGGGAAGAGCAGGGAGGGAGGCUAAGGAGAGGUCUCGCAGGCCCCUGGGGACAUUGGAGGCUGCACCUCCCCAAUAACUCCUGCUAGGGGUAGUGGGGAAGGAUGGGGCAAUGUGCCCUGACAGGGGCAGCUUUGCCAUUGGCACCUAGGGCGCUGGGUGACCAUCAUGCCCUACCUCGCACAGAACAGGGUGGGCAAAGGCUGAGCAGCUGGUUUGCAUCUGACAUGCGUGGAGUGCAGUGCCCCCACGCCCGUAGGCCUGGCUCAUUCACUUGCGGGGAGUGGGGACUCUUAAUUUGGUAGAGGUUUCAAGGUAGAUUUUAAAGUCUCAUGAUGAAGGGGUUCAAUUGCCUUUGGGCAUCAGUGAGCUAUACCCCGAGAGGAUCUGUCCCACACUGGAUCCCCUUGUGAAGCCCUUUUGCACCUGAAUUGCAUGCUCACUGUGACUUCAGCUUCAUGCCCUCCAGUAGCCUGGUGGCCAAGUCUUGGUAAAUGGCUGCACAGUGAUCAGAAAGCAUUGAUGAGGAUGGUUCUGCAUGGGGGGAGGCCAGUAAUGCCCAGCGAAUCUGCAACACAUUUUGCCUUCAAAUGCCAUAAUUUCUCUCUCCUCCCCUUUUAUAUCUCCCUGUGCUCAUCCUCUCCUGCUUCUUGGCUACCAUGCCCUAUUUCUGCCUUGCUCUUUCCUUGCUGUGCUCCAUUUGUCUUCCUCUCAUCUGAUCCCAUCAAACCUAGAUCUUCCAUUCCUAACUUCUACUCAGCUCUCUGAUUGGUAAACCUCUUCUAUCUCUGAAUAAUUUGAGCAGAGUGGAAAGCUGAGUGUCUGUCAGAUGCCUCUGCUCUAUGCAAGUACUCCAGUUCUGUGGAUAUGCCCCAGAAGGAUCCCUGCCAGAAACAAGCCUGUGAAAUACAGAAAUGCUUGCAAGCCAACAACUACCUGGAGGCUAGAUGUGAGGCUGUGCUCCAAGAGAUGCGAAGAUGCUGCGCCCAAUACCCCAAGGGCAGAUCCAUCUGUUGUUCGGGGUUUGAGAAAGAGAAAAGAGAGAGGGAGAAGCUUAAGGCAGCUUCAAAUGGGAUUCAUGCAGCACCACAGUAACAGGCUGCAGCUCCAAGAGGUUGUGGAGCGUGGCCCUCUCCUCAGACAAAGUAGCGUGCAAGUGGCAAAUAAUAAACAAACCUUCAGAGCUAAACCAUGAGAUUCAGGCUGGAGUGGAGGCCACCUCGAGGAAUAAAACUGUUAAAAUAAUGUGUUGUUCAGACUGAUAAGGAAGCCAGAGAAGAAUCCUUCUUAGAAUAAAACGUCCUGUGCACCAAAUGUAAAAUGCAAUACAAUGGAUGGGCUGUUCAAAGGAGUCUGUUUUCUAUCCCCAACUAUUGUGACUUAGAAUGUAUUACUUCUCUCUAAACACAGUUUGUUUCUGAUGCUUAAUGUACUCACUAAUCCAUUCUCAGUAAGAAUUUGAGGGUAAAAUAUAAAAUUUAUUCAGCCUUCUGGCAUAGGAUGUACAGGAAAUAAGUUCAAGGAGAGUCUAUUGAAUUUGAUGCAUUAAGCAAGACCAUCUUUGAGUAGCGGAAAUAUUCCUAUCAUUGAGCCAUAGUUUCCCAAAGAUGUGAUCUGCUUUUCUAGUGCUUAAAGCAAGAAUGGGAGUCAGCUCUGGGGUUUAUUCCCAGCUCUGCCACAGUUCCUUUGAGACCACAAGUCACUUCACCGAGGUGCCUGUUUCCUCAGUUCUGCAAUGAGGUAUUGGAUUAAUGAUUAAUUGGACCACAUUGCACAAUAGUAUUUGUAUGACUUUAAAGAUGUUGCAGAAGCAUUUUAUUUCAGGGAGUGCUAAAGGAAGAGAAUCUUUUAAAGCCGUAUUUAUGGAAAAUCGAGGUGUUGGUAUAAAAUGGAUUUUUACGAUGUUGAGAACAGCAGUCAUCUUGUAUGACUGAACAUCUCUAAGCAAUAUGAUAUGCAAUGAAUUUGUGAGACUACAAUGCCCAAUUACACAUAAUUCUCUCAUACAAAGCCUAAUCAACUUUGUGCACUUCAGGGUGAGCAUUACACUAUCAAGCACAACUUAGUUUUGAAAUAUAGGUUUUUAUGAACAAUAAGACCACUGCAGUUACUCAACAUAAUAGGCAGCUAUAUCAAAGCACAUGUGACAGAUCCAUUUGUGUCUUGUAUUCUAAAUACCAUGAUACAAAAUAAAUGACUGGAAUAAUAUGAGUUCUCGCUAGGGGUAUUUAUUGUUGUCUGGUUAGAGCAUAACCUUUUCUCUCACAUGGUCAGGCAGAUUGGCCGAUUUCACGAUUAAGGCCCCCACCCGCAAAUAUUUGGAAACUGUUUGGUGUGUUUAUAUCCUGAGUCUGUAAUAAUAAAUGAAUUUGUCACAGGA